Parnassius apollo (apollo) is the source of this 2898-nucleotide messenger RNA. Lineage: Eukaryota; Metazoa; Arthropoda; Insecta; Lepidoptera; Papilionidae. The record is from the annotation of a GenBank genome assembly.
AUGACGGGCCAUACCGUUCGCGGGCUUUUCCAUAAAAGAGCGUUUAUAGUGACGCGCUACUGCAGUGCCGCUUCCACCUUGUCGGAACCAACGCCGCUUGCAAUGUGGAGAAAGGCGCUACUUCCAUUCGUAUGCUGUCUAGCAUUUAGAGAAGCAUUGAGUGAUACAAAUGAAUCAAGGGCCACUUCGGUGAUAAAAGGUGAAGCAAGUAUCUCCCGUCUGUACCGCAAUGUUCCCGUCGGGGUUUAUGCCAGUAGUUCACCGUAUACAGCGUAUACCUUUCACGUUCCGACAGUGAUUACAGCACCGAAGAACAUGCGCGUUAUACCGGUUAAUGAAGAAAGUGUCAACCAUAAUACUUACAACACAAAUGGAUUCUUUAAGGAUUCUUACGGAAAUAGAUUUGUGAAUUCACCACAGACAUUAGGAAUUAAGGCAAAUUUCCCUCAACAAUAUUUACAGAUUCAAAAAUUACCAGCGCAUCUAUCACAGCCGUUAGUAUCUCCGCCAACCUAUCAGUUUAAGCAAGCCACACCACACUUCUUUGCACACACUCAAUUCAGGGGCUCCUCACCGUUUUCAAGAUACGCUGUAUCACAACCUGUUGUACAGGACGCUAACAUUAGAACCUUCUCUGCUUCUCCAGUUUUGCAACCCAACUUUAUUUCGCAUAACAAUUUUAAUUUACAUCCAGUUGCACAGCAACAAUCUACCAGUUAUAAACCUAUAUUUUCGAAUACACAAGCUCAUGAACAGUAUGAUAAAUUUAAAAACGAACCAAAGUUACAACGUUUACAAGAGAAUUUACGGGAAAAAGUGAAUAUUCAAAACGUACAUAUUGAUCAUGGAAACAAAAAUUACAACCAUCCUCAGCCUUUUCAUUUCGAAAAAGAGGUAUCGCCAGUAGCUCCAGCAAGAGAAACCAAAAUUACAACUUACACUCGUGAUGGUGAUAAGGCUAUAGUAAAUUUAGAAACAAAACCUUUGCAUCUAUUAGAUAUUAGUUUGCUUGAACCAUUGACAUUUGAUAAUCCACUUGUACCUCAAGUUCAGCAUUUUUUGCCAAGGAUAAAUGAAGCUACUUAUCACAAAUUGCCCGAAUAUAGCACAUAUGUAAACAGUGAAAAACGACAUAAAUCUGAAGAGGAGAAACCAAAAACUAACAAUGAUGGCAGUGCCAAAAGAAUUCCUAAAACAAAGAAUAAGUCAACAAAAACGAAACAUAAUGGUCCGUCAAAACAAAAUGAAAAUGAUAAAAACAGGCUUCCAACGCCAUCUAUUAAAAUUAAGGGGACCCGUUAUGUUAGUCCUGAGUACUCAUACGAAAUAAAUUCGCCCAAUUACAAAGAGACGUACAAAGAACAAAUAGUAAGAUACAAUAAAGAAACCAAUUCAGAUCCAGUUCACUAUAACUAUAACAAGGAUGCACAGUCAGAACCCAUCCAUUACAGCUAUAAAACCGAAACACAGUCUGAACCCAUACAUUAUACUUAUGAGAAGCAAGUCCAAAAGAAACCAGUGCAAUAUUAUAGUAACGUGCAUAAUUCAAAACAGCCGCAACAAGAGAAAAAGAUUUACUACGAAAAUGAAGAACAUUGCCCAAAACAAGUUUAUACAUUUAAAACUGAUAAUAGCAAUGAUGAACAGAAUAAUUAUGGUUCAUCGCAUGAAAAUGGAGAAUCAUCAUCUGAAGAUACAUCGGAAAAUGAGGGUUCAGUACAACGACCCUCAUUAAAAACCCAUGAUAUUGGACAUGAACAAUAUGCAGAUGAUCCGCAUUCUUCUCGUCAUCUUGUACCCGAACACAGAGAAGCCGAAGAAAAUCAUAAAAUAAUCCAAAAUGGUGCAAAAACAAUUAAUCAUGAUUUUCCGAAAUUCUUUGCUCAUAUAAUUAACGAUCAGGCUAACCGUGAUUACUUUAAACCUACACAUAAAUCCAAUGAGCACAUACGAGUAGACCCAAAUCAACACAUUCAACGACUGUAUCCAGCGCGCAAUCAGAAUGCGCAAAAAAAUAUUUAUUCACCAAAUCAACAUAAUCAUGAAAAGUCCAAACGUGUUAUAAUUAGAGAUGAAACUCCUGAUGGUAUCCACUCUCAUGAUGAAAAGCAAUAUACAGAAACGGUCGAUCAAGAGGAGAACAACGAAGAAAACUUUGAAAAGGCUUACAAGAACGCUGCCUUCGGAUUUCCCGCAUAUGAAUCAAAUUCAGAUGACCUUGAAAAGGAUAUUUACAAUCCCGAAACAUAUGGCGUCCCUCGUGACAGCUCUAAUUUUGAGCACGCUCCUUUUCAACAAUAUUAUGAAGAAGGUGACAAAUUUCCAAAAUAUACUCAUUCUAAUUAUAAAGACGCCAGAGAUAAAACUAAAGAAGAUUAUUAUUUAGAUUAUUCUAUUAAUAAACCUGAAAGUAUGAUAGAUAGGUACAAUAACAGAGUCGGGUAUUACAAGAUGUAUGGUAAUCAUAGACCUGGAAAAUAUUUUGGUUUCGACCAAGACGAAGAUAAGGAAAGUGAAAAACAAAUUGCUAAGUAUUCUAUUGCUCCUACUUUUUUGUUUAAUCAUGCACCUGAACAGAAACAAAAACAAGAAUUUGCAAAGAUCCAAACAUCACCAUACAUUUACGAAUAUGAUUAUACGAAAGAAGCUCCUCGUGACAAUACAGCAUACGGGAGCCAGCCGCAUCAAAGAUCUAAAACGAAGACUCAGUUUGUUGAACCUCAAUUCCAAUAUGGUUUUGAACCUUCGUCGCUUCCUAUUUUACUCGACAGUGAAUUAGCGACAAUGGCUAGCAACGUCAGCCCUGAAAACGAAAAGCCCGAAACGAGAAAAAAAGUUUACAAGGAAAAUUGGUAUAUCAAAAAGACGAGUACAUCAGGAGGGAGCCCAGCUAGCUGA